Phanerochaete carnosa HHB-10118-sp is the source of this 429-nucleotide messenger RNA. RefSeq lists its product as uncharacterized. The record is from RefSeq and is a predicted model, not a curated record. The coding region runs from base 75 to 395 and encodes 106 amino acids. The transcript is spliced from 5 exons. Lineage: Eukaryota; Fungi; Basidiomycota; Agaricomycetes; Polyporales; Phanerochaetaceae.
GUCACCGCCCACGUACCCUUUGCGUCGUCUGCACACUACUCACGGCCUGGUGGGAAGGGAAAAGAGUGCCCAAGAUGGUCGGAGACGUGCUGUUGAUACUGGGUUGUAUCGCUAUUCUCCAUGCUGCCUUCUCGACAUACGAGCACUUGUCCCACUUGAAGGCCCUUGGCAGACCGGAGGGAGCCCUGCCUGCCGAUAUCAUCGUCGAGGCCUUCGUCGCGCUGGCCCUGGGCACGUUGUGCGCGACGCUCCGCACCGACGAGCUGCGCGAGAUAACCUGGCGGAGCGAGAUGAAGAGGCGGUCGCUAGACGACAUCGACCCCCGGCUAUCCUUCGCGACCUUUGCGCAGAGAGCAGGCCUGUCCCGUGCAGAGCCGAAACCCGAAAAGUCGUGACCGUUCGCGUCCAGAUGUCCGAGUACUACUAUUC